Molecule: messenger RNA, 2869 nt
Organism: Hemiscyllium ocellatum (epaulette shark)
Lineage: Eukaryota; Metazoa; Chordata; Chondrichthyes; Orectolobiformes; Hemiscylliidae
Gene: cmtm3
Product: CKLF-like MARVEL transmembrane domain containing 3
Exons: 5
Coding region: 275-799 (174 amino acids)
Cellular component (GO): membrane
Source: RefSeq, a predicted model, not a curated record
UCGUGAUGAAACUGAUCUCAUUCUGUUCGCUUUUAUGAAAAUAAUAUUUCCUGUCGGUCCGGCUGGGGUUUUUUUCUCUCUCUCCCCCCUCCGAUCAACCCAUUGUCUCAGAUUGGAGGAUCCCAAGUUUCCGCAAACCUACAUUUCCGUUUCCCGCUGAAGCUCCCUGUUCAAGAAAAAGUCCUUACAUUUCCCUGAAAGACAAAGCCUCCCCAAAACCUUAUUUCAUUUGCACGACUCCCAUCUCCUCCUCUGCCCCUCCCCUGGUGCUGCAAUGGGAGACUCGGAGCUCCCGGAGUCAGUUCCCGCAGCCUCUGCCGGGUUGAGUGCGCUUAUCCCGGACAAAGCUUUCUUAAAGUCUCGGAAAGGUCUGUUGCUGGCAUCUGAAGUGGUGCUGUCUUUCAUCAUUUUAAUAUGUUACCUGGCAUCCCCUAUGGCUGCAUUCAUGGCUGCUCCACUCAUCGAGUUCCUGCUAUCCAUUUGUGCCUAUUACGUGUAUGUGACACAGUACAUUGACAAUUUCCCAGGUUUUCACGGCCCUUUGAUUGAUUUCCUGCGCUGUGUAACUGCUGCAGUUAUUUUCUUUGCGAUCUCGAUUUAUGCCAUUACAAAGAGUUCAGCAUCUGCAAAAACUGCUGGGGUUUUUGGUUUCGUGGCAACAGUUGUGUUUGCAUUUGAUUUCUACUACAUCUGCAACCAUUUGAUCAGUCUCAUUAACCCUCAGGAUCUCCCAACACACACUGCAACAAUCAAAAAAUCCACAGGUGAAGAAGAAAUGUCAGACUCUGAUUCAGAUUGAAAAAGAAUGUGAAGGAUUUUACUUUGUGUUUUUCUGCUGGUCACCAAACUCCUUGUGAAUCAUCUUUUUUUACAAUUAAAUUUAAAGCACUUUUGCACAGAGCUGUGUUCAUGUUAGCGAUGUAAUCCACAUAAUUCUACAUAAAAUAAGAGGUGGCGAGCAAGACAGGUGAACUUGAUACCAAAGAUUGAACCCAAAGGUAAAACACUGCAGAUGGUGGAAAUCUGAAAUAAAAACAGAAAAUGCUGGAGAAAUUCAGCAGGUCUGGCAGCAUCUAUGGAGAGAGAAACAGAGUUGAUGUCUCAUGUUGACAGGAUAGAUACAAUAAGGUUGUUUCCCCUUGUUGGAGAGUUGAGGUCCACAGGGCAUAAAGUCAGAAUAAAGGGACCACCAUUUCAGAUGGAAAGGGAAGGAAUUUAUUUUCUCUGAGAGGAGUGAAUCUGUGGAAUUCUUUACUACAGAUAGUUGCACAGAGCUGUGUUCAUGUUAGCGAUGUAAUCCAAAUAAUUCUACAUAGAAUAAGAGGCGGCUUAAAAGCUGUCGAGGUCAGGUCAUUAAGUAUAUUCAAGGCUGAGACAGACAGAUUUUUAAUCAAAAGGGAAUCAAGGGUGAUAAGGAAAGUGGAGUUGUGGAUGAUCAAACCUCACUGAAUAGCAGACCGGACUGAAUGGGCUGAAUGGCUUACUUCUGUCCCUAUGUACCAUGGUGUUAUCUUUUGUCAAAACUGAAUUGCACAAGAGCUCUCACAGGCUUUAUACAAUUAUUUAAGCAAGGUGAAGGGAAGAAUGAAAGGAAAAGAGGGUGGAAAGCAGGAGAGCCUAGUCAACAAAAGGAGGUGGAAGUGAAGCAACAAAAUAGAAAAGGUGUAAGUGGGAAAAUGAUGAAACGUGAACGGUCGCCGUCUGAAAAUAUUAUGACCUUGAAUGAUAACUCUACAUUGAGUUUGAAUGUUGUCAUGUGGGUCUUUGACUGAUUAGGUGCUAAACUUCUAUGAAACAGUGCAGGAUAACUGAGGGAGAAUGGACAGAGUGGGCAGAUGGGGAAGAGAAUUAAAAUGACAAUCCAUCAGACUUGCUGCCAUGUCCUUCCACCCCCUUUCUCCCUGCUGUGUAUUUAUUUAAAACCCAUUACAUCUCUACCUUUCAAAUAAAAGCAAAAUAUUGCGGAUGCUGGAAACCGAUCCCAAAGAUUUGUUGGAGCAGGUCAAAGUUACAGAUGUGAAACAGGAACAGAAAGUGUUAGAAAACUCAGUGGGUCUGGCAGCAUUUGUCAGAGAGAAACAGAGAUCAUGUUUUCUGUCCGAUAUGACUGUUACUCAGAGUACUGUGAAAAGGUCAUAUUGAACUCAAACCAUUAACUUCCUGUCUCUAAGAGAUGUUGCCAGACCCACUGUGUUUCUCCAGGACUGCCUGUUUCUGUUCCACAUCUCCAAUUUUGACCUGUUCAAACAAUAGGCCAUGGGGACUGUUAGCUCAGUUGGCUGGAUAGUUAGUUUAUCAGGUGGACUGAUAUCAGCAAUGUAAAUUCAAUUCCCACACUGGCUGAGAUUACUGUGAAGGACUGUCCUUCACCACCUCUCCCCUUGCCUGAGGAGUGGUGACCCUCAGGUUAAACCACCACCAGCUUUAUCUUCUCUCUAGAGAGUGUGACUACAGUAACGUUACCUUUACUGUUGAUCUUGAAACAUGAACUGUGUCACACCUGCCAAAGAUUUCCAGCGUUUUCUGUUUUUACUCUACAGUUUUAAGCAUGAGCUUCACACUAACUUGUACCAUUGAGUUGUACUCUGUGGAACAUUGCUACUCAAAGGAAAUAUAUUACAUCGCAGGCUGCUCCACUCCACUAUCCUGCAUUUCAACCUUUUCUUCAUGUUUUCUUAUUUAACUCCAUGGAACCCUUACCAGACAGGAACCGAGUUUCGCUCAUGCAUGGUAAGAGAUAAUCUUUUGAUGGUAUAGUGGUAAUGUCAAUAAACUCGUCAAGACAACUCCAGUCCCACUGACAGAUGGACCAAGGCUCAAAUCCUACUAAGACAUGAAAUCUGAUUAAUAAAUCAGGAAUUGAAAACUA